This is a messenger RNA of Symbiodinium natans, 1536 nucleotides long. The record is from the annotation of a GenBank genome assembly. Lineage: Eukaryota; Dinophyceae; Suessiales; Symbiodiniaceae.
AUGUGCAUGAAUGGUGUGAGCAUCAUCACAUACAACAAAGCGAUCUGGGAAUGCGGCACAAAAAGGCAAGCUUGGACCAGAGCCGUAUCACUUGUAGAUGAGCUUCACUGCAAGAGCUUAGAAGCCGACGUGGUCACCUACAACUCUACAGUCGGGGCCAUCGUGAAGACUCUGGCAGCAUGGCAGGUGGCCAUGCUGGCUCUGCAGUGCGCGGCCUCCUGCCGGGUACGUCAGGAUGUGAAGGCAUGCAGCAGCUUUAUCUCAGCCUGUGGGACGACAAAGCGGUGGCGAAACGCUCUCUUCGUCGCAAGCCAAAUCCAUUUGACUAGCCUGCGGAUUGAUUCGAUUGCAGCUACCUCUGCCAUCAACGCGCUUGAGCGAACAUCCAGCUGGCAGCAGGCCAUCAUUCAUCUUCUUGAUAGCAAACACAAGCAGUGGCAACCAUCAAGUUUUGCUGGCAAUGCUGUCAUCCGAGCAGCUAAAUGUGAGUGGGGUUCCGUGGCGCGAUGCAUUUUAACGACUUUGCAAGCUCGCGACAUCGUGGGCGAUUUAAUCACAUACAACAGCAUGAUUGAGGCAGCCUCUGAAUGGCCAGAAGCUUCAUCAAUUCUAUUGGAGAUUUCUGACCGGUACUUGCGGCCAGAUGUCGUUACACUAAACAGCCUUUUGGCUGUGUUCUCACGCUUGGCUCAGUGGCAGCGAGCACUGGUCAUGCUCGACGCCUCACAUGAACACGACGGCCUGCAAGCUGACACUGUGUCGUACAACACUGCCAUUACAACGUGUGGCAGGUGCAGCAAGUUUGCGCAGGCACUGCAUGUGUUGGAUGGAAUGUUACAGCAGAAUUUGCAGCCUGAUGUUAUUACACAGAGUGCUGCAAUGCAAUCCUGUGCAAGAGCGACAGCUUGGCAGAUGGCAUUGUCUCUCAGCACAAUGCAGAUGGACAUGAAUGCGAUUGCUCUGAAUGCUGUUCUCAUAAGCUGUGAAAGGUCAUGCGAAUGGCAGCUGGCUGUGCGACAACUAAAAGCAUCGUGCGAGACACGCAUUGCCGCUGAUGUGCCGAUGUUUAAUGCGGCCAUUGCUGCAUCAGCAAAUUUGGUAAGGUGGAAGAUCAGUUCGCAUGUGUUGGCGGGAAUGAUUUUGGAGGCGUUGCGCCCGGACAUUGUGACUUACAAUGCUGUGGGCAGUGCGUGCGAAAGGUCAGUACGGUGGGCCCGCACAUUAUUGUGGCUGCGCAACAGUCAUCUGCACGGCUUUGAGCCAGAUGUGUUGACGUGGAUGUCUGCCAUAGGCGCAUGCCAGGUAUCCUGCCGCUGGAAGCGAGUGUUGGCCUUAGUUCGGGGCGUUCAGGAUUCUGUCGCAGGACAGGCGGGAUGGCUAGGACGGCUGCAGCCGAACCUUUUAUUGCACGAGAAGGUGGUCAACACUCUUUGGAACUGUGGAAGGCUUUGGCAGAUGCAACACUACAUUCCCCGUGCUUGUUCGACAUUCCAAAUCUUUGAACUUUUGCGCAGAAGCGCACGGCGGAAGACUUGA